AUGGUGCACACGGAAGGCAGCGCCCUGCUGAAGGCCGUCUGGCAAGGGAAAUUCCGUCUGACCCGCCUCUUGCUGGAAGGCGGGGCUUACAUCAAUGAGGGCAACACCCAGGGGGAGACUCCGCUCAUUGCUGCCUGCGUGGCCCCCUACGACGACCCCCAGAACAAGCCCCGCAUGGUGAGGUACCUGCUGGAGAACGGAGCCGACCCCAACAUUCCUGACAAGACGGGCAAGUCCGCCUUGAUGCACGCCUGCGCGGAGGGCGCUGGGGCCGAGGUAGCCACCGUCCUGCUCAACCACGGGGCCGACCCCAGCGCGAAGGAUUAUUCGGGCGCCUCGGCGUUGGUCUACGCCAUCAACAAAGGGGAUCGGGCGACCUUGCAGGUGCUCCUGGACGCCUGCAAAGCCAAGGGCAAGGAGGUCAUCAUCAUCACCACCGACACCUCCCCUUCGGGGACCAAGAAGACCAAGCAGUACCUCAACUCCCCGCCUUCUCCUGGCGUGCAGGACAAGCAGCCGCCGCCCGCCCUGUGCAUGUCUCCUUCGGACAUCGAAGUCCUCACCUCUCAGUCUCCCGGGAGCAGCGAGAAGGAAGAGGAGCGGGACGUGUUCAACUUCAGCCUGGCCACCAGGCUCAGCUGCUCGCCCCACGCCAAGGGGAAGGAGAUGGAGGAGAAGGGGCCCUCGGGGCUGCACCCCAAAAGCCAGCCUAAGCAGCUGAAGAGACUGAACUCCGAGCCGUGGGGCUUGGUGGCUCCCUCGGUCUUGGCCGCCUCCUAUCAGGAGAAAGCCCGUAGUCCGGAAGAUCGGGUGAGGAUUGAUAUGAACGGGUUGAGUAUCACCAAAAGGCCUCCCCUGUCUCGGAGACACAGCGUGGAAGGCCAGGAGUCCUCCUGCUUCAAGAUGGGGACUCAACAAGGAGAGGAGAUCUCGGGCGGAGAUUCCUCCUGGGCGGAGAAGGUCCACCAGACCCUCGCUCGGCACAACACGGCUCCGGAAGCUCAAGAAGGUCUCCAGCCUCCUAGUUCCAGAAGUGUGGCCCAUCACAGGUUGACCUGCUCGGAACAUUUGGAGUUCGAUUCCCUCUGUCCCGAAUCCAUCCCGGGUUCUCCAGAGUCUGGCCGGGUUUCGCUGGAGAGGAGGAGGUACAACGCCUCCCCGUUGACCUUGCCCAACAGCUCCUCCCGGGAGAGUCUAGAGAGUAUCCCCAACACCAUCUCCCCGAUCACCAUCCGGCGUAGGGCCCCAGGUCUCCUGGAACGCCGGGGCUCCGGGACGCUGCUCCUCGAUCACAUCGCCCACACCCGCCCGGGCUUCCUGCCCCCUCUGCACUUCAACCCUCACCCUCCCCUCCGCGACAUUUGGCCCAAUGGGAAGCCCCCUUCCCCGGCCCACAAGGGUCUGAUCCCCGUGGCUCCCUCCUCCCCGAAGACCAAGCGGCUCCUGCGCAGACACUCCAUGCAAACAGAGCAGAUGAAACAGCUGGUCAGUUUCCAGAGCCUGAUUGCACAAGGGGAUUCGGUGGCCACCUAAAACGGGCAGUCCCUGGACACCGGAACCAACCCUAAUCUUCAUCUUUGGCCUGAUCAAAGUUUAGAGGGCCCAUCCUGUCUUCAUAGUUGGGUUUCCAUUGUCUUCCUCCCUUCUCUUGUUCGGUGUCCUACAUUGUAGUGGCCACAUUUAGAGUCCUAACCUAAUUUGACUUUCUAAACCUAGAGUUGGAACCAGAAAAAACCACCACGAAGGGACAGGAUUUUGAAAGGACCGGACAAUUCACCCGUUGCUGUCCCAAGUGGCUACAACUCUGAGGAAACUGGCCUCUCUUGAGUCAGAGUUUGAGACAGGAAGAUCUCCGACGAAACGUUGGCGGUGAAAAUAGGAGAACGUUGGUAUCUGGAGCCUUUCCGUGGUUUGGAUGCUGAGUUGGCCACGGGGAAUGCCGAAAAUACCCAACGCUGGAGGUUUUUCCUCGAGCGGAGGUCCAAGGAGAGGAUAACUGGGUGGACUUUUGAGAUGAGUGGCACAAUGACUUCUUCAGGCACCCAUUGGAAAUUGAUCAGUUGCCGAGAACCAGGAAGAUGUUCCCCCGGGAAACUGGCCUUCUCUCCUUCUCGUCCUCCAGGUCACAUCUGGGGCCUUCUGCCUUUUCAGAUCCAUAGGCCCGUGUCCCUCAACCUCAAGGAGACGAAGCUGGUGGCAGGCCAGAAAGACCAGGCUUACCCACAAAGCUGCAAUUAAGCUGCUUUAUUGCUAAAAGCCAAUGCACAGGAAUCUUCUCGACUAAGAAUCAGCACGUGGAUAGAGUUAGAUAUGGGCCAAGAGAGGUUGGGCUUAGUUCACUUGUGACUACGCAGGGAUGCUAUGCCGAGGCCUCUUUUCAUUCUCCCCUGGGUUCUGCCACUCCUUCACUCACAGGUGGACUUCAACUCCCAGAAUUUCCCAGCCAGCAUGGCUGGCUGGGGAAUUCUGGGAGUUGAAGUCCACACAGCUGAACGUUGCUGAGUUUGAGGAAGACUGCAAUAGUUUUACUGGCCUUUUCACUGGUUGUUUGGGAUUUGUCCUCACUUGAACCAAAUAUUCUUGCCCUAUUUUUUUCUCUUUCUCUACUGGAUUUUGCUAGGAUUCCAUUUCUUCUGAAGGCUUUAUCGGACGAGAGUCACCACUCAGGGUUGGGGGGUUCAAAUUGGAGAGAUGAAAUGGGGGGGGAGAUCUACCCAUCCUCCAAAUUUGUUGGACCGAGAGGUUAAAAACCAAAACUCUCUUUAAUUCUUUCUCUCUUUUUUUGCAUCACCUCCAGUAGGAAAGUUUUGAGUGGCGAUCUUAAAAUGUUCUGGAGGAGAAUUUGAGACUUUGGGGGUUAUUUCUGACCCAGCAUGGAUUAUAUUUGGUCUUCCGGAUGCUUUUGAACUUCAUGUUGAGUCGUUCAUUGUCACGGGGGGCAGCAAAUACCUCCCGUGGACCGCACUAUUUCAAUGACGAAGUCAAAAUAUUUUCCCAAAAUGCUGUUGACAAGAAGGAUACUCAUUUUUUUUCUGGGUUAAAACCAGAUGCAGCAUUCUUCUUUUCUAUUUAAAUCGAUGGGAAGUAGGUCGAUCCCUGAAUUCGUUCCCAGAACUGAGAACAGGUGGGAUGAGCGGCCAAUUUAAAAUGGUUCUUCGGAUCUUAUAUUUUUUAUUUGUUUUAAUUUUUUUCUCUACCCAGAGACUCAGGGAUGGCGCCCUGAUUUUGAUGCUUCCUGCAUAGUGGUCCCAUCAAAAUGGACCUUGGAGUUUCCAACUUCUAUCUUCAACCUUCCCAUUAACUGAAGAUCUUCCGCAGCUUCCCAAAAUGUGUGGCUGAAGACUUGCGCAUUUGGGGCCGCAGAAGUGUGACGGGUGCCGAGGACGUUUU
Thamnophis sirtalis is the source of this 3390-nucleotide messenger RNA. RefSeq names its product ankyrin repeat domain 34A (gene ANKRD34A). NCBI's taxonomy places the organism in Eukaryota, Metazoa, Chordata, Lepidosauria, Squamata, Natricidae. The record is from RefSeq and is a predicted model, not a curated record. Gene Ontology annotation, molecular function: protein binding.